ACCCGACAUGCACAGAUCAGCAGCUGACAAUACACAAUACCAAAAGUCUCCUGCUAAAUUAAAUUUUAGUCAAUUUUUCUGCUAUAAAUUUAACAUAAAUUGAGUACAAUAUUUUCACCAUCGGACCGUCAUUCAACACGUAAUAGAAAAUGACAAAGGAAUCAGACGGUGGUUCUACUUUCGAGAAAAAUGGGACCGGACACAUUUUACAAGACUUACUCUCCUCUAAGGUCGUUCUCCAGAGGUCAAAUUUUAUCCCCACCAACUUUCCCGUGAAAAUCGAGGAGGAAAACUCAUACCCAGAAGUAACAUCGUCCCCCUGUUCAAUCUGCACCGAAUCUGGGACAAAUAUGCGUCCUCUCGCCGUCCAAGAAACGGAAAUUCUCGCCAAAUUCGUUCUAAAUCAGGAGCAAAUUUCUCUCAUUUUACAAACCGAAGAUCAUCCGCCAAUAUUUUGUUGCAAAAUUUGCUCCUCCGCGAUCCUCUCGUUGGCCAAGUUGUCCAUGGAAAUAGAAAAUAUCACCAUUUCUCUCCGUGCCGUCAUCUCCAGCAGGAACGGAGUGUUCAAUAAAGCGCGAAAUGAAAUUAUUGAAUUUCCCCACCAAGUCGGCUAUGAGGAUGACCAACAAUUAACCCGAUUUCUGAAGAGGAGGAGGAAGAAUUCUCCGUAAAAGUCGAGCCAACGUACGACGACGAAAUCACGUUUGACCCUCUCUACGAACCAAAAUCGGCGUCAGAAAUUGAGGACGAGUUCCGAGUUGCAAAUUCUGAUGCCCUUCCGAAAUCAAAAUAUGUCUGCAAAAUAUGCCAACCCAACGUCACAUUCGCUAAAAAUCAUCCCCUUUUACGCCACCUGAGGAACAAGAAUAUGCAUCGAGGCGUUUCCGAGGCUGAUAUUGCGGCCGCAUUGAAGACAGCACAGCGAAAGCGCCUCGUCCCCCAAAAACGUCCCUUUCCAUGUCCAAAAUGUGACCAGAGUUUCGCCUCGCCCUUCGGGUUACGCCAGCACAAUCGCAGCUCUCACGACUGGGUCCCUUACCGCCGGAAGUGUACCCUUUGCCCGAAAGUCUUCACGAAGCUGACCUUAUUGCAGAGGCACAUGCACAAAGCGCACAAUGCCCCAAUCCCGCGGCAAGAAACGCGUCAUUCCUGUGCCAUGUGUUCGAAAACCAUGACCACCUUCGCCAGCAAGCAAUGCCACGUGGAACAGUUCCAUUUCCCUGACAAGACGUCCUGUCCGUACGGAUGUGAAGCCAAGAUUGACUCGGAGGCUGACUGGGUGACGCAUUUGGAGGGGUGCGACUCUCCGAAAAUAAGUGACGAGUCGGAAUGCGCAUGCAAAUAUUGUCCCGCCGUGUUUCGCAGCAUCCUCCUGGAGAUGGAACAUCACCUGCGCGCGCAUCCCGAAAACACGUACUCGUGCCCCACUUGUGCGCAACGAUUCACCCGCCAAUCUGUCCUCCGAGUGCACCGCUGUCCCAAAAAUGCCGACACGGAAGUGAGAAAUUUCGCGAGACCAGAUGUCGCCCCUGUUUCAAUAUGUGUUGCCUCUCCUCACGUUUCCGAGUUUCCCCCCAAAGUCGCCCCUGCCGACGAGCAGAUUUCUAACAAUGGGGACGCCCAACAAUUAACCGGAUGCCUUGCAGAGGAGGUGGAAGAAUUCCCCGUAAAAGUCGAGCCAGACGACGAAACCAGGUCUGAUCCGCUCUAUGACCCACCAGAAAUGUCUCAAAGCGAGUCCGAGUCUGACGCAGAGGUUGCAAAUUCCCAGUUCGCCAAAUUCGAAUCGAACCAUGUGUGCAAAAUAUGCAAACCUAACGUCACCUUUGCGACACGUGCCACCCUUCGGCGCCACAUGAGGAACAAGAAGUUUCAUCGCGAGGUUGACAUUGUUGAAGACCAAAGAAUUUCUGCAGGAAAGAAAUUUGCGUGCAAAUUUUGUAACAUAAAAUUCGCCAGAAACCAUGGACUCCUCCGGCAUUUGAGGAACAAGAAGAUACAUCCCGACCUUUCCGAGGUGGACGGUUCGGCACCCGAAUUAGAAAAUUCCCAAGGGGACACUGAAGCCACCAACCACGUGUGCAAAAUGUGCCUCCCUAACGUCCCCUUUACCAGCAGGGUCGCUUACGGCCGCUACUUGAGCAACAAGAAUAUUCAUCCCGGCCUUUCCGACGAGGACAUUGCGGCGGCACUAACUAAGGAUAAGCGGAGGAUACCACGAGGCGUCCCUCUAAAGCAGAACCUGUUUCAAUGUCCCGCUUGCGACAAUCGUUUCUUUUCCAAAAGUCGGUUAGCCCUACAUCGCCGCCACGUGCACGACUGGACCCCUUUCCGUCGCAAGUGCCCCCACUGCUCCAAAACUUUCGUGGACUUACACGCCUUGCAGAGGCACCUGCACAAAUCUCACGACGUGCCAAGUAUUCCCCGCAAGAAAACGCGGCAUUCCUGUGACCUGUGUGCAGCCACCUUCACCACGUGGGGGAGCAGGGACCGGCACGUGGAGCUGGCCCAUUUUCCGGACAAGACGUCCUGUCCGUACGGAUGUGAGGUCAAGAUUGACUCCUCGGAAGCGACCUGGGUGACGCAUUUGGAGGGGUGUGAAUCCCCAAAAAUGAGUACAGAAUCGGAAUGGGUUUGCAAAUAUUGUCCCGCCGUGUUUCGCAGCGUCCUUCUGCACAUCGCGCACCGCCUGCGCGUCCAUCCCGAAAACACGUUAUCGUGUUCCACGUGUGCGCAAAUAUUUACCAGCAAAGCCGUCCUCGAUAACCACCAUUGCGCCAUCCUUGGAAACUCCGCGGCACCGAAAAAGUCCGAAAAAUCGGGAGCGAAAUUUAUGUGCAAAAUUUGCCAACCGAACGUCACCUUUACCACGUCGAAGAUCCACAUGCGCCACAUGAGGAACAAGAAUAUUCACCAGGACAUUGCAGCUGCGCAUGUGGCCGAGGUCGAAAGUCGUUUACAGUCGGGGACGAAAUUUGAGUGCAAAAAAUGUGGCGUAAAAUUCACCCAUAUUAGCACCCUCUACAAGCACAUGAGGAAUAAUAAUAUGCAUCCUGACAUUCCCAAAAUUUCCGGAUCUACGGGAAGCACGAGACGCGACGCUACAAAUCAGCAAGCAAUCCAUUGUCCCAAAUGUGACCAGAGUUUCUCAUCUCAAUUCGGCCUGCGCCAACACAUGGGGCAAAUUCAUGCCGGGAUUACACGGAAAUGCCCCCAUUGCCCGAGGCAGUUUACGCACUUGGCUUUGUUGCAAAAGCACACGCAACAAUGGCACAAAGUCCCAUGGACGAACACCAACUCAUCAAGGGAACGGCAUUCUUGCGACAUGUGCGAAAAAACUUUCGCCAAAAAGUAUGGCCUCAUUUGGCACGUGGAGUUGGUCCACCUGCCCGACAAGACGUCCUGUCCGUACGGAUGUGAAGCCAAGAUUGACUCGGCGGCUGACUGGGUGACGCAUUUGGAGGGGUGCGAAUCACCAAAAAUGAUUUCAGAGUCGGAAAACUUUUGCCAAUUCUGCGACGCCGUGUUCCGCAACACACUUCUGCGGAUGGAGCACCACCUGCGCCAACAUCCCGACAAUUCUUGCUUUUGUCCCGUUUGUAGGACAGGAUUUACCUGUCAAUCCGCCCUUUAUAAGCAUUUAAAUAAUUGUAAAAUCAGCAGUUCUAACUCAUUAUAAAUAAAUAUCUAAUUGAGAAAGAAACAUGAAAA
Folsomia candida is the source of this 3711-nucleotide messenger RNA. Its product is annotated as zinc finger protein Xfin. NCBI's taxonomy places the organism in Eukaryota, Metazoa, Arthropoda, Collembola, Entomobryomorpha, Isotomidae. Gene Ontology annotation, molecular function: chromatin insulator sequence binding; RNA polymerase II transcription regulatory region sequence-specific DNA binding; DNA-binding transcription factor activity, RNA polymerase II-specific. Gene Ontology annotation, cellular component: chromosome; nucleus. The record is from RefSeq and is a predicted model, not a curated record. Gene Ontology annotation, biological process: regulation of transcription by RNA polymerase II. The transcript has 16 exons. The coding region runs from base 869 to 3679 and encodes 936 amino acids.